This is a messenger RNA of Menidia menidia (Atlantic silverside), 887 nucleotides long. The record is from the annotation of a GenBank genome assembly. Lineage: Eukaryota; Metazoa; Chordata; Actinopteri; Atheriniformes; Atherinopsidae.
AUCCGCCCUCCUCCAGUAUAAAAUACUGCAAAGCCAACACGGUAGAUACAUACAUGCACACAGACGCUUAAAGGAGGAAUUAACAGUUGACUCUUGCUGUUUGGAAGGACCAAAGAAAAAAGGAUACCACCAUGAAAAGCAUCCAGUCCCUCGCUGGCCUCCUCCUGCUCCUCUGCUUUGUCCAGAGCAGUUGGCAGGUUCCUCUUCUGGAGGCCGAUGAGAGCUUCGAGGCAGACGACACGUUAGCUGCUGAGCCCAGGGAGCUGUUAAACAUAAAGAGACACUCGGAGGGAACAUUUUCAAACGACUACAGUAAAUAUCUGGAGGACAGAAAGGCGCAGGACUUUGUCCAGUGGCUGAUGAACAACAAGAGGAGCAGCAAUGCUGCGGACAAGCGCCACGCAGACGGAACCUUCACCAGCGACGUGAGCUCGUACCUCAAGGACCAGGCAAUCAAAGACUUUGUCGCCAAGCUCAAGUCUGGGCAAGUCCGAAGAGAGUAGGCUGCCCCCCCCAUCCCCCCCCCCCCCCCACCCGUAUCCUCUUCAUGCUCCCCUUACAGCAUCGCAAACCCCUGAAAACGGCCAACCUGUGUCUUGAUUCCACCAUAAUGACGAGAGAGGGUGAUCUUGACCCUAAUCAGCUUUUCCUUGUUGUUUUUCUGAUCCCACCCUACCCCCCUUUGCUCUUCUGAUUGAUGUUUCUCGUGGUUGUGCUGCAAUAAAUCACCUGAACUUUUCCCACGUGUUGAUUUAUAUACCACUGCACUGCACCAUGAAACACAAACACACGUCAAGAAUGUGACGCUCUCCUCCCGAUAUAACAGCAAAUAUAUCCAUGGCAACAAAUGAUGAUUUCCAGAUGUCAAUCAUUGAAGCUCAAAUGGC